AUGAUCUUGCCCUUGGGGCGUCACCUCAUUUACCUAUAUCUAUUUCUUAACUCUUACAUUCGUUAUGGACUUUCUGAACUACACUCACCUAAUCUAAGUGAGAAUAAUACUACACUCCUUGAUCCACCUAUCCUACCACCGAUUCCAAAACCUCCAUCACCUGUCUCAUCAAAUUCCACCAAUCAAUCUGGAAACCUUUCAAGAAUCGAUAAUGCCUGUAAACCAUUACCACUGACACCUGAAUUAUGGAAAGAACUUAAAUUACACGAAUAUCUACUUACUUAUCCUCAAGGAGAUCAACUUUCAUUAGAAGCUUAUGCUGAAAAAGUCGGUGCAACUAAUUUUGUUUGUGGGAUCGGAAAAGUUUGUGAUGCUAGUCAAAUUUGUAUGCCUGUUAGUGCACCCGAUUGGUAUAUACUCGUUGCUGUUCAAAAUUGGAACUCGUUUAGUAAUACAAUGUAUGAUGCCACUGGGUUUGCAAUAUCGAUCCUACAAGGGCUAGUGACUUCAAUUGUCAAUGAUAUCGUACCACAUGAACCUGAUAAUCUUGCUAUCCAAUCUACUCUUCUCGGUCUUGUUGCUGGUCUCUUCGGUGCUAUUCCUGGCUUCCUUUAUCCUCAAGGUCUUGCAUUCUUUGGUUCGACAGUUUGGCCAUUUGUUCAAGGUGGAACAGGUUUCUUAUCAGGUAUUGCUUGGACGUAUCAUAAUCUAUAUGCCAUUCUACCCACCGAUGAACUUUCAAAGACAAAUGAUAUAAGUUAUUUAUUAUCAAAAGCACAAGCUUCAACCCAAGCAAUGUUAGCCGAUACAACUGAAUCUGCUACUCGAGCUGGGAUCAGUACUGAGAAAGGUUUAUACGGUAUUCUUAAAGAUGGAAUCUUUUUGAAUAAUCAUUUUUCUGGAUCUGAAAUGACUGAAGGUGAUAUUCAAACUUCAAUCUCUCGUGUGGCUCGUGCUAGAUUACUUGCUGCUAUUUGGAAAGCUAAGGGUUAUUUUGUGGUUCGUGGAAGGGAACCUUGUACACAAGAUGGACCAAAUGGAGCAUAUUCAGAUGAUCAAAUGAUGUCAUACUGUGAUCAAGAUGGAAUUAUGUUUCAAAUCGUGAAAUCAGAAGAAGGAGAAUUAAUUGAAAAAUUCACUUGGGCUCAUUUGAUUCCGGCAAAAUAUAAUUUAAAAUUCGAAUAUUUUGUUAUCCAUUCUUGGAGUUGUCAACAAAAGUAUCUUACUUAUGCUUAUGAUCCUUACUUGAAUAGUCUUUUACCUGCUGAUCCAGAUGCGGAAUGUAUUGUAAGCUUAGCAGUUUGUGAUAUGACACGAGAAGACAUUCAUAAAUAUAGUAAGAAGCACGGGUUGCUAGCUGCUUGUCAAAAGAUUGGAAUGUUACCAAAUAUUUGA
Molecule: messenger RNA, 1395 nt
Organism: Melampsora larici-populina 98AG31
Lineage: Eukaryota; Fungi; Basidiomycota; Pucciniomycetes; Pucciniales; Melampsoraceae
Exons: 10
Coding region: 1-1395 (464 amino acids)
Source: RefSeq, a predicted model, not a curated record